AUGGACGCCGCUUCCUACCUCAAGCGCCAAGGCUGGCGCGGCGAUGGCCAUUCCCUUGAUCAGACCGGUCGCGGGAUCAGCAGGCCCCUUCUGGUCAGCAAGAAGGUCGAUGUCCUCGGUGUAGGUCUGAACAAGCACGCCGAUGUCUCGGAUCAGUGGUGGAUGCGCGCAUAUGACCAAGGCUUGAAGGACCUCGGUACUGGCAAGAGGACUGCAUUGGCAGAUGUGAGGGAGAAGGGACAUCUGUACGGUGGACUGUACGGACGAUUUGUGAAGGGCGAUGGCGUGGCAGGCACAUUCGAGACACCGACGCCAGAGGACAGUGGGGUUGAGAUGCCAGAAAUGGCAGUGAAGAAGAGGAAGCGAGGUGAUGUGACGGGAAGCAAGGUCGAGAAAAAAGGGAAGCCUGGGAAGGAUACCGGCAGGAACUCGAAGACGAAAAACAACGACAGCGCGACCCGACUGCCAACAACGGACGACAGCACCUUAGACAAGAAAGCUAUGCGAGAAGCGAAAGCUGCCAAGAAGCAAGCAAAGCGGGACCUCAGGGCAGAGAAGGCCAAAGCUGCAGGUAUUGAGCAAGUGACAGUGGAGCAGUCCGACAAGAAGAAGGCGAAACGACCAAAAGGUGCCACAGGAUGA
This is a messenger RNA of Fulvia fulva, 642 nucleotides long. RefSeq lists its product as uncharacterized. The record is from RefSeq and is a predicted model, not a curated record. Bases 1 to 642 code for a protein of 213 amino acids. The transcript has a single exon. NCBI's taxonomy places the organism in Eukaryota, Fungi, Ascomycota, Dothideomycetes, Mycosphaerellales, Mycosphaerellaceae.